AGCAGCAGCAGCAUUAGCUGCCUGUCAACAUCACACCUCUUUAGAGGAUAUUUGUGUUUUAUGUUUUAACUGUUUGUCCUCGGCACUGCUCCGGUUGUCCUCCGCCAUGUCCAUGUACCAGGUAAAGACCGUCUGUCCGGAAAUAAAGAUUGAUUUGCCCACCUGCAUGUACAAGUUACCGAAUAUCCACACGAGGCAGGAGAACAGCUGCAGCCCGGACCACGCGCUCCAGAAUGGGGACGUAGACCCAGCUGUUAAGGCUCUGGAGGCCCGUCAGGAUGAGAUCUUAAGAAAGCUGUAUGAGUUAAAGGCAGCCGUGGAAGGCCUCGCCAAGACCGUGAUGACCCCAGACGCAGAUCUGGAUGUAACGGUUGGCAACACUCUGUCCUCACAAAGCUCCAGUUGUGACAUCUUUAAAGGAAGUCCAAACUUAGACACACUUUUGGGGAAGGACCUGGGUGCUCUACGUGACAUUGUCAUCAAUGCAAACCCUGCGCAGCCACCCCUCACCCUGCUGGUGCUCCAUAGCCUGCUGUGCCAGCGCUACCGGGUGCUCUCCACUGUCCAUGUCCACUCUUCAGUAAGCAGUGUGCCACCGCAGCUCCUGUCCUGCCUCGGUCCGAAACACGCAGACAGCUAUGCACGUCAUAUGUUCCAGCUGGGCUUCACCCUCAUAUGGAAGGAUGUUCCCAAACUGGAAAUGAAGUUCAGCGUCCGUAACAUGUGUCCCAUUGAGGGUGAGGCCAACGUGGCACGCUUCCUCUUCAAGCUGCUUGCACCCUAUCCCAGUGACCCUGUUCUGGCCACGUUGGUGGACGGCUGGGUGGACACUGCUUUCUUCCAGCUGGCAGACGGCAGCACUAAAGAGAGAGCUGCUGUCCUGCGGGCCCUCAACUCCGCUCUGGGUCGUGGCCCCUGGCUGUCGGGACCAGAGUUCUCCCUGGCUGACAUCGCUUGCUACUGCUGUGUGAUGCAGACAGGCUCCGCGUCCUCGGCUGCUACUAACGUUCAACGCUGGAUCAAGUCCUGCGAGAACCUAGUUCACUUUGGCCCUGCUAAGGUCCUCCUAAAGUGACCAGGACUGUCAGAUGCAGGGUGACAGACGGGGCAUUAGGAUAAAAAAAUGAUCUCAGCUAUGUCUUGAACUCCUUCUAAUUCUUCCCCACCUUAUUGUAGUUUAACUCUGUACUGACAGACAAAAGUAUUUAUUUCUGCCAUGCUGCUUUUAUGAAAUAGGGGGGAAAGAAAAAGAGGAUUACAUAGACGUGUGCUUGGUGACGGAUUACUGGGAAUUUACUAAGGGAAGUUAUAGGAAAAAACACAGAAUAAACCAUGUUAACCCUUCAACUUUGUGCCUAACAUGAUCUAGUUCUAUGUGUGGUAUGGGGUGGUACGGGUCUUUUCACAAGUAAUACUUUAUACCAUCAGUUUUUUCUUAAAACAUUAAAAGGUUUAAACUUG
This is a messenger RNA of Cyprinodon variegatus (sheepshead minnow), 1461 nucleotides long. RefSeq names its product aminoacyl tRNA synthetase complex-interacting multifunctional protein 2 (gene aimp2). The transcript has 4 exons. Bases 107 to 1075 code for a protein of 322 amino acids. The record is from RefSeq and is a predicted model, not a curated record. Gene Ontology annotation, cellular component: aminoacyl-tRNA synthetase multienzyme complex. NCBI's taxonomy places the organism in Eukaryota, Metazoa, Chordata, Actinopteri, Cyprinodontiformes, Cyprinodontidae.